AUGGCAAAGUCUUUCAGUAUCUGCGCCGGUCCAGACACCGACAUCUGGAAGAAGCCCCCCACCACGGACGUGUUCAACGCCCCUUUCAAGACGCACUCGUCCAACCCCGUGUCCAAGUUCCGCGCCGCCCAGGUCACAUUCACCGCGACGUACGCGCAGCGCUACGACCAGGCCGGCCUGCUCUUCCGCCUCACGCACCCGUCGCGGCCGCGCAAAUGGGUCAAGACGGGCAUCGAGCUGUACGAGGGCCUGCCGCGGCUGUCGACCGUGAGUUGCGACGCCUGGGCCGACUGGAGCGUCGGCGCCGUGGCGCGCGCCGACGAGGUCGCCACGGGGGACAGGAGCGUGACGGUGCAGGUGCGCAGCGAGGGCGACGAGAACGGCCGCAGCUGGUGGGUGUACCACGUCGACGGGGAGACGAGGACGCCGCUGCGCGAGAUUUGCUGGGUCGCGGAUGGGCAGUACGCAGACUGGAAUUUGGAAGUUGCGGCGCUGGUGGCGAGGCCAGCCAAGGAUGGCAAGGACCAGCUCGAGGCCAAGUUUGACGACUUUACGGUGGACUGGGCUUGA
Messenger RNA from Akanthomyces muscarius, 570 nucleotides. RefSeq lists its product as uncharacterized. The transcript is spliced from 2 exons. The record is from RefSeq and is a predicted model, not a curated record. Bases 1 to 570 code for a protein of 189 amino acids. NCBI's taxonomy places the organism in Eukaryota, Fungi, Ascomycota, Sordariomycetes, Hypocreales, Cordycipitaceae.